UAAAUUUUCGCUAGGCACAACACACUCACACAUUCACGCCAGCAUGCAAUCAGGCAAGAUCCGAAUGCUCUUGGUCGGCAACGGUGGCCGCGAGCACGCCAUUGCCUGGAAAUUGGCCCAAUCCGCGCUUGUCGAGCACAUCUACGUUGUCCCGGGGAACGGAGGCACCGCAGGACUCAGCAAAGUCACGAACGUAGAUGGAAUCGGCCAGGAAGACUUCGCCGCCCUGACCAAGUUCGCCGCGGAGAACAGCAUUGGCUUGUUGGUGCCGGGGCCUGAGGCACCGCUCGUGGCGGGCAUCGCGGAUUACUUCAAGCAACACGCGCCUGGGGUGAAGUGCUUUGGACCGUCGCUGGGUGCGGCGCGCAUGGAGGGGUCGAAGACGUUUUCGAAGGACUUCAUGCAGCGGCAUAACAUUCCUACGGCUGCUUAUCGGAAUUUCAGUGAUUAUGAGGAGGCGAGGAAGUACUUGGAUGAGGUAUCUCACGACGUGGUGAUCAAAGCGAGCGGGUUGGCAGCGGGCAAAGGCGUUAUUAUCCCCGCGACGAAAGAGGAGGCACAGAAGGCACUCACAGAGAUCAUGCAGGACAAGGAGUUCGGUGCUGCGGGGGACGAGGUUGUGAUUGAGGAGUUCUUGGAGGGAGACGAGCUGAGCAUUUUGAGCUUCAGUGAUGGCAGCACUAUCAGGAGUCUCCCGCCAGCACAAGAUCAUAAGAGGAUAUUCGAUGGGGAUCAAGGCCCUAACACUGGUGGGAUGGGCACGUAUGCUCCGACGAGGAUUGCGCCGCAGAGUGUCAUUGACGAAGUUCACGAAACGAUCCUACAGCCAACUAUCGAUGGAAUGAAGAAAGAAGGUAUUCCUUUCGUCGGCGUGCUAUUUACGGGCUUGAUGAUGACAAAGUCCGGAGCGAAAACUCUCGAGUACAACGUUCGGUUCGGCGAUCCUGAGACGCAGAGUCUUUUAUCCUUGAUGAAGACCGACCUGGCCAGCAUUAUGCUUGCGUGCGCAGAUGGUAACCUAAGCACUAAGGAACUUGAAGUGUGGCCCAGGUCUGCUGUUACGGUCGUUGUAGCAGCAGGAGGGUAUCCGGGAUCGUAUGUCAAAGGGACUCUGAUGAAGUUGGAUCCUGCGCCUGAAGAUGUCGUUCUAUUUCACGCGGGAACUACACUCGUCGAUGGCUCACUGAAGACAUCUGGCGGCCGAGUUAUUGCAUCAACUGCUAUUGCAGAGACGUUAGAAGAAGCGAUCAGCAAGGCUUACUCCGGAGUCAAGUUGAUUCAUUUCGAAGGAAUGCAAUACCGGAAAGAUAUUGCCGGACGUGCUUUGAAGAAGACCACAUCAUAGGAGAGCUGUUGCUACCAUGGUAACUGCGUCAUAAACGGCGUUGAGGUUUAAAAAACUCUCCUGAGGUUCAAAUAUUCUUACUUCGUCGUACUUAAUCUAAAAAGGGGUCAAAAGGGUAGGCUUCACAUUUAAUGAGUGAGAACUGCUUUCAAAGUGUGUAUUCAUCAUAGUUUUGUACUCUUCUUCAACGCAUGCUCCCUAUCCCAUUCGUCCUACGGGAAUCAAUGUCAGUUUGAUCUGGGAAAUAGACGGCAAUGGAACGUAUGCACUUACAUCCCAUGGUAUUCGUGCAUUGCGAUGCUCGGGCUUGACCGGUGAGUUGACUUUGUGGUGUUCCACAGUAGCAUAUAUUACUUUACCAUCGAGAGAGG
This is a messenger RNA of Mytilinidion resinicola, 1716 nucleotides long. Its product is annotated as phosphoribosylamine-glycine ligase. Lineage: Eukaryota; Fungi; Ascomycota; Dothideomycetes; Mytilinidiales; Mytilinidiaceae. Gene Ontology annotation, biological process: purine nucleobase biosynthetic process. The record is from RefSeq and is a predicted model, not a curated record. The coding region runs from base 44 to 1345 and encodes 433 amino acids. The transcript is spliced from 3 exons. Gene Ontology annotation, molecular function: phosphoribosylamine-glycine ligase activity; metal ion binding; ATP binding.